AUGGUCCAGUUCAACAACAUCAUAUUGCUCGGGCUGGCAGCUACAUAUGUAGCUGCUUCACCAAUCGAUCUUCACAGAAGAUGGUGCGGCACAGAGGAAGAAAGGAGCCUUCAUCCGGAGUGUAAUACUCUCUACCCUCCCGCUAAUACGACUGUCCCUCCAACCUCAAUUGAAACGACUACUCCAUGCGAGACCACGUCGACUACUGUGGAGACAACUCCAUGUGAGACUACUUCUACAUCUGUAGAAACUACGACGACUCCGUGUGAUACUACUUCUACGGCCGUAGAGACAACUCCUACUUAUGUUGAAACCACAACUCCGUGCGAGACGACCUCAACAGAAGUGGAAACUACAACCACCCCAUACGAGACUACACCUACUACUGUAGAGACGACUCCAUGUGAGACUACAUCUACUGUGGAGACUACAACUCCAUGCGAAACUACCUCUACUUCUGUGGAAACAACACCUGUGGAGACUACCCCAUGUGAAACUACUUCUACGCCUGUGGAAACGACACCUGUGGAGACUACUCCCUGCGAAACUACUUCUACACCUGUGGAAACGACACCUGUGGAGACUACCCCAUGUGAAACCACCUCGACUUCUGUGGAAACAACGCCCGUGGAGACGACACCUUGUGAGACUACCUCUACACCUGUGGAAACCACUCCCGUGGAAACUACUCCCUGUGAGACUACCUCUACACCUGUGGAAACGACACCUGUGGAGACUACUCCCUGCGAGACUACCUCGACAUCGGUGGAAGCCACGCCCGUGGAGACCACUCCAUGUGAAACCACCUCGACUUCUGUGGAAACGACACCUGUUGAGACGACACCUUGUGAGACUACCUCUACACCUGUGGAAACCACUCCCGUGGAGACUACUCCCUGCGAGACUACCUCUACUCCAGUAGAGACUACUCCUUGUGAAACUUCCUCGACAUCUGUGGAGACCACACCUUGCGAGACCACACCAGUGGAAACUACACCAGUGGAGACCACACCUUGUGAGACCACACCAGUGGAAACUACACCAGUGGAGACCACACCCUGCGAGACCACGCCAGUUGAGACUACACCGGUAGAGACCACACCGUGUGAGACCACACCGGUUGAGACCACGCCAGUUGAGACCACGCCCUGCGAGACCACACCGGUUGAGACCACGCCAGUUGAGACUACACCGGUAGAGACCACACCGGUUGAGACCACUCCGGUUGAGACCACGCCCUGCGAGACCACUCCAGUUGAGACCACUCCAGUUGAGACCACACCCUGCGAGACCACACCAGUGGAGACUACACCCUGCGAGACUACACCAGUGGAAACUACGCCAGUUGAGACCACACCUUGCGAGACCACUCCAGUUGAGACCACCCCGGUGGAAACUACUCCCUGUGAAUCUACUACAAGCACAACUUCUAUCAUUCCUCCGCCUUCAAGCACAUAUGUGCCUCCACCACCAACAUAUUCGCCACCUCCACCCCCCUCCAGCACACCAUGUACAACUAGCUCAACCUACGUUCCACCCCCCCCACCUUCUAGCACUUAUGUUCCUCCUCCACCAACAUACUCACCCCCACCCCCACCUUCCAGCACAUAUGUUCCACCACCACCUCCUUCCAGUACACACGCUCCACCCCCAAGCUCCUACGUCCCACCUCCACCACCACAUACAUUGGCUACUAGUACCACACCAGCUCCAAUUACCACUGCUCCUCCACCACCAUCAUACACAGGCGCCGCAGUGGCACUCCGCCCAGCAGUUGGCGUUGUAGCUGCAAUGGCCGCUGGAGCUGUCCUUCUUCUUUAA
Molecule: messenger RNA, 1821 nt
Organism: Orbilia oligospora ATCC 24927
Lineage: Eukaryota; Fungi; Ascomycota; Orbiliomycetes; Orbiliales; Orbiliaceae
Exons: 2
Coding region: 1-1821 (606 amino acids)
Biological process (GO): negative regulation of protein sumoylation
Molecular function (GO): calcium ion binding
Source: RefSeq, a predicted model, not a curated record